UGAUUCUAUCCUGGUUUCAUGAUGAGGAAAGACCGCUGGCGUGGAGAGACGGCCACUUGAUUCUGGUGCAUCCUCAAAUAAACUCACACACCCUAGUUUUCUCUGUUCCUUCAAAAGGAAAAUGGUUGUACAUCCCCUAACUAACCGUUGGAAGGCGAUCAUCGUGAUGUUUUAGGAAACAUAAUGAUAAAGUAAUGAUAAUAAGUAGUCAUCAGUCCUAGGAAAUAUAAUGAUAAAGUAACUAGAAUUACUUGAGCGCUAUAGACUCAUUGAUAUCUGUCUAUACUUGAUAUCGCACAAUGGGGAACGCCUUCAGUGUCGUCUAUGCAACGGGCGUGGACGAACAAGACGGCAAGCAGUUGACAGUCGACCCAUACUAUCACAGACACGGCUUCGAUCCGGAGAAGCCCUAUGCGUAUUACGGGGACACCUUUCCGCGACCUUUUUCGCACUACGUAGCACUGCGCUGCAUACCAGUUUUAUGUCUCCUACUUCAAGUACAGACCUAGUAGUGAGAUACUUCAACUCAUCAUGGGUUGUCUGGUGUCUAUUAAUGGUUCAUGAGUUGUCUGGACCUCGUGUCUAAGGACUUUGGUCUAGUUAGUGUAAGGAACGUUGGUGCCUAAGUACUUUUAUGUAGUUCUAGUUAAUAGUGCAAGGAGCUUAGUUAUUAAUCUCAUCUUGUGAUUUGUUCACUUGUCUAGUCAGUGUCAACUAGAAGACGGUGUAGCUGACAAUAAGAAAAUACUUGCAAGCUCUACUGCUCUUUCUUCCAUUUUUCCUUCUUAUAAAACCUUUGUCAUGUUCUUUCUUACUUUUGCGCUUUCUUCUAAAAGCACCUUCUUUGUGUCCUACUACUUCUAAUAGCACCUCUGUCAUGUUUCUUUUACGCUUUCUUGAAGAAAUAGACCCGUUGAUGGGUUACGGGACUAAGCAGUAAGAGUAUCGGUGAUGUUGUGAAAAUUAUCUGAAGGUAAGAAAUGAAUCUUCUAAUGAAACCUCUGCUGUGUUUCUUCCACUGCGUAUACCUUUUGCUCUUUGGCGCUUUCGAAUUGGUUCCAGUCUAUGUGCCGUCUGGAGGCACUGCAAGUAGUCCAACAGCCCAAUCCGGUACUGUGGCAUUACUGUCGCUUCACACAGAAUUCAGUACUUUGUCGAAUGCAAAAGCUAGUGCGGCGGCUAGCUUCGCAUUGGGACACGCAAGUUUAUGGCCGCGCCCAAUCCAUCUUCAGCAACACCCAUCAGAAGUUUCAGGAGAUCAGGGUGACAACUGUUUAAUAUUCUUAGUUUCUUGAGGAAAGUCGCUCCAAAUGGGAAAAGCGGUUGAGGAUGCAUCGCGCGAUGGCUUAGCGUGAGCUCUAACAAGUAACAGAGUGGGCUCACGUAGUACAACACCCGUAGCAGCUGGCUCAGGAGCUUAUGGCGCUACUGCAGUCGGUGCAGCGUCUGGCCCAACAUCGAGCUCUCUCACCAACAUUAGCUCGUCUUCACUUGCUGAAAUAUCUUCAUCCACAUCUGCUGAAUCCACAUCCUCUACUGUCGAAAAAGCUCAAGGGCCAUCCUCUAGCACCCAGAAGACUUCGACGAGUCCCUCACUGGGAGCUCAAAAUGGCGGUUGGAGAAUCAGACUACGGCUACCAGCGGGUUCCUACUCCAUUAAGGGUCGGCAAUUAUGGAUCGUUGGUUUCAUUUCCACAGACAGGGAAAAUUCAAAGCCUCGACUAAGCUCGAGGGACACUAUUUGGAGUGUUCUAACACGGUCAUACUUUUUUUUUCGUCAUAGAAUAGUUCCGGGAGAUCAGGGCUACAGCGGUUUCUUAUAGCAUUUUUAGAAAAAUCACUUCAAGAAUAAGAAAAGAGCCUAUAGAUGCAAGAAACUCUAACUCGAGUUCGUCACAACUAUUAAACAAUCUAGGUGUGGCGUUUUUGGGAAUCAUUUGCGCACUAGGGAUCGCUCCCUCGAUUUACGCAGGUCACGGCUCUCCAAGAGAAUACUGUUGGCUUUUAUCCUUUCGAGCCUUUUUGGCGGUAUUCGAAUUUUGGUUGUCAGUCCUAUACGUACUAACUACAACUAGUUUGAGUAUAAAAAUAACUACUAGCACUACUUCUAGUACACUAGUAAUAUUUCUAAGAGAUCACUCAUACAUCACUAGGCACAACAACUAGCUCAUCCAUGCUCAUACAUCACCAAGUACAACAACUAACUCAUCCAUGUUAACAUACCACUAACUCAUGUUAAAACUAACGCAUCCAAGUCCAAAGAAACAAAAUCACAUCCGCCACUUCCAUUGCACUACUUGUCUCAUGAAACAACAUCACCAAGUACAACAACUAACUCACUCAUGGGCACACAUCACCGAGUACAACAACUAACUCAUCCAUGUUCACACACCACCAACUCACUCGUGCUCAUACAUCAUUCUUUUCAGAGCACGACUAAAUCACAGGUCCUUGUCUGUUUGCUCGACGCUUGGACGCUUAAAGGAUGUGAAGAAUGGGAGGAAGAUGGGCAAGCUGCCAUGGAUAAAUACGGAUAUGACGCUUUCCUCGCAGACCUUGGUCGAAAUGAGGGCUGCACUUUUGAUUAAGGCUGCACGUUAUAAAUUAUACAAAUGUUUCUUACAAGAUGAUUUGUUAAGUUGAGGCUUAAACUCAUCGCGAUUUCUUAAGUUGCAGCAUGACCACGACAGGAAGGACACACACAUUGACAUGGCAUCAUUUUUCAGUGCACCUCUGAGAAGUACCUCCUUUCGAUCAGUACUUCUAUCAAAGACGCAGGUCAAAGCUGCUGAUCGGACCGCCCUAAAUUGAGACCGUGAAAUUUGGGUUUUGCAGCAUACUUCAGUUAGUGGCGCUGCUUUACCUGAUACAGGUUCAGUUUCGCUGUAAUUCGCUGUACGAUUGCAUGGAUGAGACGGUGCAUGUGUACGAAAGGCAUAAGGCGGAAGUUUUCGAAGCUUUCGACGUGGAGGAGAAAAAGAUGCUCAUAGAUUACUUAUGGAGAAAAUGAAGAUGACGACUCAAUGCGCUAGGCUAUAGCACACUUUCGUUUUCAGUGAUGCAAGUAUUGGCUCGAGAAUUCUGCGACCCUCUGAUCGAUAAUCUAAGAAAGUCUAGAGCUGUUGACAAGGUUCCGUCUUAGUAGCACGCAACACAAGACUUUCAAGAAGUUUUAAACAGACACUAACUCUUUUUCUCUUCACUGGAGCCGCCAUAGACAGGCGUUCAGGCUGGGGCCCUGUUCUCCUCUAAGCGCCUCUCGUUUCCACCCCAGACAAGGCCCUCGACAAGGAUACUCGAUGGCGGUUAGCGCGCAAGACGACUUAAUCCGGUGGGAUAGGCGAGACUGGGACGUUCUGCCAAGGUCGCACUUUUCUGACAUGCAGUAGACUGGGACGCUCUGCCAAGAGCGCACUUCUCAGAUAUGCUGUAGUACCAAGUAAGAAUGGAGGUGGAUGAACAAAAUAAGAAAGAAAAUGCACUGUAGAACAAAGACAAAUGCACAGUUGUGGACUACUUACCUUAUAUCUAACUUUGCAGCUAUUUCUUGACUGUUAUUCAUGCUUCAUCAUGUUGUGGAGAAGAAGAUGCUACUGUUCUCGCAAUGAUAGUGAUCAUCAAUAUUUAUCAGAGAACUCCAGCAACUUGUCGAAAAUAUAGAAACGAACAGGAGGCUUCAAAAAAAUAGUAAGACGAACAGGAGCUUCCAAGAGGCGUCAACUUUCAAG
Amoebophrya sp. A25 is the source of this 3728-nucleotide messenger RNA. The record is from the annotation of a GenBank genome assembly. NCBI's taxonomy places the organism in Eukaryota, Dinophyceae, Syndiniales, Amoebophryaceae.